AUGUCUGAUCGCGGAUCCUCCAGAUCGCGUUCACCAGUUAUUUCGGUGAACUCAACCCAUGACGAGGCAUCAGUGCAUUCCAGCAUUAGUGAUGAUUCUCGUUUGAACGACCACAGAAACCAAAAUAUGACACUCCCUGUCAAGACAGACUCUCGUUUGCAAACAGAUGCGGCUAGAGUAUCCAGAGCAGGGAUUUUCGAUUCUUCUGAUGCCAACGCGCGUGUUUCUAGAAAACCAGACCAGCUGUUGGAUUCCAGUGAACUAAGAGACAGAAUGGUGGCCGUCGAUGACGAGGACGAGGAUGACAACUUUGCUAUCAAGAUCUCGUCUCCAAUGCCACCUAUCCAGGAACGUCGUCGUUCUCGUGCUCGGUCCCGGUCUUUUGGCGAACAAGUCAAGUCUUUCAUGAAACCUCGUGAGGACUCCUUCUCUGGUGGAAUACUGCUUCCUCCAAGUUCGAACGUCAACCAGGACAAAAACAUCACUAUUGCCUCCAAUAAUCAUCUGGGAAGAACAAUUUCCAGAGCAAGCACUAAAAGUGAUAAAUCCCGCAGACGCCCAAGUAAUUCGAUGCAGAAGGAUAAUCAAAGCGACAACGAUAGUGACAGAGACUCGCGUGCUUCCAACGAUUCCCAAGAAACAGAGGAGGACGUUUGUUUCCCUAUGGUUCCAGAGCACAUUCGAAUUGAAGGGAUUGAUUUCGACGAGAUUGAGGAAUUUAUCAAAGAUCAGAGAGAGGAGAACGAGAUCUUUAUGAGAAGAGAAGAAGAACUUAGAAAGAACGUGACCAAGGCUACCGGUUCUGAGAAAUUCAGUACCUCUGCUCUCAGAUACACUCCUCGUGUUGAGGAAAAAGACUCCGAGGACAGAGAGCCAAUCUCCAAGGAAUACGGUGUCACUGACAGCAGUGAUAGCGAAGCCAAUGGAGUCACCUUUGAAAGAGCAUUCAGUGCUAAAGAGUCUGUUCCUCCUGACAGAUUUAGUUUCUUCUCGUCUGAAGUUGAAGAGACGAUCCAUGCACCAGACAUUCCUUCUCUGGUCCCUCCUGGCGCUCAAUUCCAGUCUCUGUUUCAACAUGAAGAUGCUACCUGGUGGAUUGAUUGUAUUUGUCCAACGGAUAACGAAAUGAAGAUGUUGGCCAAGGCUUUUGGAAUCCAUCCUUUGACGGCAGAAGAUAUCCGUAUGCAAGAAACUCGUGAGAAGGUGGAGUUGUUCAAGAACUAUUAUUUCGUUUGUUUCCACACAUUUGAAACAGACAGCGAGAGUGAGGAUUUCCUUGAGCCAAUCAAUGUGUAUAUCGUUGUUUUCCGCAACGGUAUCCUUACUUUCCACUUUUCCCCUAUUUCUCAUCCUGCUAGUGUGAGAAGAAGAGUGAGACAAUUGAAGGAUUACGUGAAUGUGAGUGCUGAUUGGUUGUGUUACGCUCUGAUCGAUGACAUUACUGAUGGAUUCGCUCCUGUGAUUCAUGCCAUCGAAUACGAGGCUGAUGCAAUUGAGGACUCUGUGUUUUUGUCUCGUGAAAACGAUUUUGGAGCCAUGUUGCUCAAAAUCGGAGAGUCGAGACGCAAAGUUAUGACGCUCAUGAGGCUUCUGCAAGGUAAAGCAGACGUUAUCAAGAUGUUUGCCAAACGGUGUCAGGAUGAAGCAUCGACUCCACAAAAUGCUGCGCAACCUCGUGGAGACAUCGCGUUGUUCUUGGGUGAUAUUCAGGACCAUAUUAUCACCAUGUUCCAAUCUCUGUUGUCCUACGAAAAGAUCUUCAGUCGGUCGCACUCUAAUUACCUGGCUCAGUUACAAGUUGAAUCGUUCUACUCUAACAACAAAGUGACAGAGAUGCUUUCGAAAGUGACCAUGUUAGGUACCAUUCUUGUUCCGUUGAACUUGGUGACCGGAUUGUUUGGAAUGAACGUAAAGGUCCCAGGACAAGAAGUUGACAGCUAUCAAUGGUUCGGAGGUAUCAUUGGGUUCAUUUUUUUCCUCAUUUUAGCAUUCGGACUUGGAGCCACCUUGUAUCUGCGACUGGUCAAUAGGUCUCCAUCGUCAGAGCUUCGUCCAGCAGGAAGAUCGAUUCGGAGCUUCCAUUUCGGCAAACGCCAGAAUGUCGAGCCUCAGCGUGGACGGAGUAAUCGGUCGAUGAUCAGUUUACCUUCCAAAUUCACUCGGUACGGUGAUUGGUAA
Molecule: messenger RNA, 2178 nt
Organism: Ogataea philodendri
Lineage: Eukaryota; Fungi; Ascomycota; Pichiomycetes; Pichiales; Pichiaceae
Exons: 1
Coding region: 1-2178 (725 amino acids)
Biological process (GO): intracellular magnesium ion homeostasis; magnesium ion transmembrane transport
Cellular component (GO): plasma membrane
Molecular function (GO): magnesium ion transmembrane transporter activity
Source: RefSeq, a predicted model, not a curated record